CACCGACGACAGCGUCACCCACACACCCAACACACCCGUUACGAGAGCCACGUCUUCCGCAAACACCUGUUCGCUGCCGUUUGCACGCUAUCACGGUCGCAUAAACCCCGCGACUUCUUUUUGGCAAACGCGCAUCGACGCGCACCCCUGCUCCUACCGUAUCGUAUUCGUCACCUCUACCGCGUCGCCCACCACGCCAGCUCCCCCAGCUCUUUGACACCUCUCUCCCCGCGUGUCAGAGUUGGACUGGACAAAGCGCAAUUCUUCUCGACCAAAUACCGCCUCCAUAUCUUCCUGACGUGUGUCGCACUGCUUAGGCCAGUUGCGCCUGAGGCAAGAUGGAGUCCCACGCAACGUCGUACCAAGAUUCAUUGAUGCCUACGACCGAGAACGCACUCCCCGAAACACCACCCAAGCUUUGUUCUCCAUCGCCCGCUGAGUCCGCAGCACUCGCAAUGUCAAAACUCGCAUCCCCAGACCACAAGUUUACCUCCCCCGCACCCCGGACUACCUCUUCCAUGACCCCUCCACCCUCUUCUCAAAUCCCAAACACUCGUGCAGUCAUGAGGACGCCUACUCCCCCGACUCCACAACUCACGUCUCCCCCACCAACCAGCAAACUGCCCAAUCAGCCGUCUGCUUUGACAGACAUGGGUGCAGGUCUGUACCCGCAGGAUCAGGUGAACAGUGCCUCUGCCGAGGAGCUGAGAACCAUGGUCAACAGUCUUUCCAAUGCAUUACGCGACAUGCGACUCUCCGCAGCCCACUACAAGCUUCAAUACAACAUGGCUGUAAUGGAGAGUCAAGAGUCUGCAAGCCGAAUGGCUGUUGAGCUAGCCAUGGCGCAGAGAGAGCUUGACGUUCUUCAGCAAGCUGAAGAGAAGCGCCGCAACAACAUGGUCACCCCAGAGCAGACCUACCAUGAGUCUGCAAAUGCAGCCAAUGCUGUCUUGCUAUCAGAGAUGGGCCGCCAGAACCAGAUGCUGCAGAGUGAGAAUGAAGAGCUUCGCGACAUGCUUGAGCAGCAGAAACGUCUGACUGAGCAUCGCGAGGGCGAGCUUGCUAGCCUCUUGGAUGAGAAUGACCGUUUGAAGACGAGGAUUCGCAAGAACCGCGAUCACAUCGCACCUCUUCUUGAGCAGAUCGAACAAUCUUCACCGCGUUCAAAUUACGGCACACCUCAUCAGCCAACCCCCAGGAAUCGUGUCAACAGGGUGCCGCCAGCCCUCUCCGAAGAAAGUAGAAGUCAGAACAACUUCGAAGCUCUUCUCUUAGCCGACAAGAUGCUGAGUCAGGAGGUCGCUACUGCGCCCACAACCCCCAUCAGACAACACGCGCCCAGAUCACGCUUCAGUCAUCAGCGCGGCGCGCAGUCCAUGUCGUCGCUGCCACAGACCCCGAAUCGCAGAGCCGCCUACCCUCAGGUACCCCGCACACCGCCACUUUUCGUGCCAACCAACAUCCCUCAAUCUGCACCACCAGCGCACUACCAAGCCAAGCCCUCAAACACCCGCCGCCAAAGCAGCAAUUCCACCAUCACUGCCUCCAGCGUCGACGAAGAAGAAGCCUUCACCGACCGUGAGGAAGAUGAAGUCCCAGAAUCCCAGGCCAGCCAAAUGGCACGAAAUCUCCUGCAAAGAGCACCGCCCACCAAAGGCAUGAUGUCUGCCCCACCGUCAGCCCAGCCAGCCAACCUCGUCCAAAGCAAAAUCUUCGGCCAAGUCAAGAAAGGCUCCGGUCUAACCCGUGCCGGCGAGCUAAAGCGCGGCCGCAUGCCCUCGACAGCGGAUCUCCGCACUCAGACAAGUCCGCCGAAGCGCGGACGCGUCGAUCAAGGUGGAGUUUAUCAAGCUUAUUGAAAGUUUGGUGUUUUACGAUUCUGAUGGUUUGGGCGGCCGUUCUGAGGGAGGGGUCGUUUCUUUUUUUUUGCUUUUUUGCUUUUUGCUUUUGGAACGCAAGGUUUGGAUACCCUUCAUGCAAAUGAAUGCUGUUUGAGCAUGGCGCUAGCUAGCGCGGCUGACUUUGAGGUUGGCUGAUACUUUAUGAUUGUUUAUGCAAUAUAGCCCUUGACAUGUGGGGCUUUUUUGGACACUAUGUGGAGGGACAUGAGAGUGUGGGGAAGUUUAGUCUAGACAGAACUUGAAGUCAAUGUAUAUGCGCAUUAUUCGCUCAAGCGAGAGAUCAUAAACUACAAACG
Alternaria rosae is the source of this 2197-nucleotide messenger RNA. RefSeq lists its product as uncharacterized. The record is from RefSeq and is a predicted model, not a curated record. The transcript has 2 exons. The coding region runs from base 339 to 1859 and encodes 506 amino acids. NCBI's taxonomy places the organism in Eukaryota, Fungi, Ascomycota, Dothideomycetes, Pleosporales, Pleosporaceae.